AUGGAUUUUAACCUCAGGCCACAAGAACAAUUACUAGCAGAAGAGUUUCAGGCAGGAUUAGGGGCUCGAAGAAGCUCUAUCCGUUCUUUCCUGGGCAGACAACAGAAUGCCUGGGAAAGUCACGUCUGUAGGCAGCGACUGCCUAGGAAAUACCUCUCCAAUAUGUUACUGCUGGGGAACGUCCUGGGAGCCACUAUGGAAAGGAAGCCUUGUUCUCAAUCAUUUUUAACAGAAGAAUCCACUAUGGACAUCUGUCAAUCUAUUCAUAAUUUGUUUGUGGUUCCAGCUGAACUGAUGGAAUUUUCUCAAAGCCUGCUAGAGAGGGUUCCAAGCACCAUUUCUCAGACUUCAGUGGUUAAAAACUAUAUUCAGAGACAUAUUUUAUGUCACAGUAAGGAGAAAAAAAUGCCUUUAAAGAUGUGGACACGUGCCUCCACAUCUUCCAUAAUACAGCAAUACUCUGGUACUAGAUUAGGAGUGAAGAAAACAAGCUCAAAGCUCAGCGAUAUAUUCCAGGAAGUCACUGAGCAUGUGUCUGUGUCAUGUACCGGGGCCCGGAUUCCUGCCUUGAUGAAGAAAUUAGACUCUACUCUUGAGAUACUUUACACUAGGGAAGAUUCUGUUUCCAGGGAGCAGAGUAAAAUCUCACCAUGUAGCUCACCAACUAGGACUUUUGAGUCUCAGCCUUCCCUCAAGACAAGUUCUCUCUCCCAGUCCAAGACCGAUAUCUCAAAACAGCAACUGCUAAGAGAACUAGAGCUAAAACUGGCAGGAAGACUCAUAAGCCAAAUACCCCACAAUGUCCCUCCACCUCUAGAGUCAGGUCUUGUUCUAAAGUAUCCCUUCUGCUUACAAUGUGGCCGAUGUUCAGGAUUCAAUUGCUGUCAUAAGUCACAGUCUGCUUUUGGGUCAUACCUUCUCAUCUACCCACAGCUCCACCUUUUAAGCACCCCUGAAGGCCAUGGUGAGACACUGUUGCAUCUUUAG
Arvicanthis niloticus (Nile rat) is the source of this 987-nucleotide messenger RNA. The record is from RefSeq and is a predicted model, not a curated record. NCBI's taxonomy places the organism in Eukaryota, Metazoa, Chordata, Mammalia, Rodentia, Muridae.